UGGCCAGCCACCAUUAAUCCCAAGAAGAAGACGAAAGGCAUCCCGAUAAUGACACGAAGCUAAUAGUGUCCAAUGAUGAGUGCUCAACUGAAAGAUGUCAUUAUCAAACCUGACGCUCCCAGCUCUCUGCUGCUGGACAAACAUGCAGACUACAUCGCAGCCUACGGCUCCAAGAAGGAUGACUAUGAGUACACGCUGUCGGAGUACCUGAGGAUGAGCGGCGUCUACUGGGGGCUGACGGUGAUGGACCUGAUGGACCAGCUGCAGCGGAUGAACCGCCAGGAGAUCAUCGAUUUCAUCAAAGCCUGUCAGCACGAGUGUGGAGGCAUCAGCGCCAGCAUCGGACACGACCCUCACCUGCUCUACACCCUCAGCGCCGUCCAGAUCUUGUGCCUGUAUGACAGUUUGGACGCCAUCGAUGUGGACAAAGUGGUGGAAUACGUUAAGGGGCUUCAGCAGGACGACGGCUCGUUUGCAGGAGACAAAUGGGGAGAAAUCGACACACGGUUUUCUUUCUGUGCUGUUGCUACGCUGGCAUUGCUGGGAAAGAUGGACACCAUAAACGUUGACAAAGCCGUGGAGUUCGUCUUGUCAUGCAUGAAUUUCGACGGAGGUUUCGGCUGCAGGCCGGGCUCAGAGUCUCACGCUGGCCAGAUUUACUGCUGCACCGGUUUCCUGUCGCUCACCGGUCAGCUGCACCAGCUCAACGCCGACCUGCUGGGCUGGUGGCUCUGCGAGAGGCAGCUGCCGUCCGGAGGCCUCAACGGGCGACCCGAGAAGCUUCCAGAUGUUUGCUACUCCUGGUGGGUCCUGGCGUCUCUGAAAAUCAUCGGCAGGAUUCACUGGAUCGACAAAGCCAAGCUGCAGCGCUUCAUUCUGGCCUGCCAGGACGAGGAGACGGGAGGAUUCGCUGACCGACCGGGAGACAUGGUGGAUCCGUUCCACACUCUGUUCGGUGUGGCGGGCCUCUCGCUUCUCGGCGACGAGGCGAUCAAACCGGUGAAUCCCGUCCUGUGUAUGCCGGAGGACGUCCUGCAGAGGGUCGGCCUGCAGCCCGACCUCCUCAGCUAGCGCCCCUUAGCUAACACAUCAUCAUCAUCAUCAUCAUCAUGACGAACUAAAACGCUGCUCCGCUCCUCACACCGGCUCCCAGUCUGAGUUAUAACCACUACAGCUGCACCCUGGAUGCAGUUAGAGGAUCACUCUUCUGCUUUUCAUCCAUCUGUGUUUGAAAGAACCAUCAGAAAAUGACAUUCCUUCGUUUCUCAACUUGUUUUUAGGAGAAAAACCUGGAAAUCUCACUUUCCUCACAUACAACCACAAACUUCACUGUAGUUUAUUGGGAUUUUUGUGAUGGAUCCACUGGAAGUACUCCACAGUUGUGAAGUAGAAGGAAAAUGUUACAUUUUUACAAAUAAACAAAUUAAAAAUAUACAAAGUUGAUGUAUUCAUCCUUUUGUCAGCCUGGAGGUUAUUUAUGGAUGCACUAAAUGAUGCUAUUUUUAGGUUUUUAUUUGUGAAAAAUAUUUUAAAGUUUGACAAUUAUAUCUUUCUUUGUAUCACAAAAUCUCAAUAAAGUGCUUUGUAGUUUUUGGCUGAAAUGUAAAAAUAUGGUGAACAUAUUUUGAGGGGCUUCUGAUAGGCUGCAAUGAUUAUUUUAGUUAUCGAUUAAUCGAUUGUUCUGGUGAUUAAUCGGAUAUUAAAACUGCCACAUUCUGCAGAAUUUUUAUUUAAGUGUUUUAUAUAUAAUCGUUAUAAAUCAUUAUUGAUCAUAAUUAAUCACUAGUAAUGUUUAUUUAAAUGACAGAUUAAUCACAAUUAAUUGAUUAUUCCAACAAUCAAUCAUUGUGAUUAGUCAGUUCAAUCGAUCAUGAUUAAUUGUCUCAGUAAUAGACUAAUCACAAUUAAUUGAUUUUUUUCAAUAACAAUCGAUCACUUCAAUAAUCGAUCAAUCGUUUCAGUCCUAUUUUUUGCCUUCAUCAGCCCCAAACCAAAAAGUUUUCCAAUUUUAUUGUAAAAGAACUCAAGUUUCUUUACAGGAAAAGGAAAAAUGUCAGAAACUUCAGUUUGUUGUUCUCAGUCAGUAAUGAAACAGUGACGGCCUAUUUAAAGUAGGAGCGCGUUUGUGGCUCUCCAGCACUCGCAGCCCGCUGCGAUAAUGGUCCACUCAGCUGGAGAGGAGCCACAGGAGUCGCUGCAAACUGGUUUAUGUCUCCAUCACACCAACGUGAGCGAAGCUGCUUAAACGGGGGGAGUUUUCAUUUCUUCUGUAAAUGUCGUGUUUAAUAUUCCAACUAUUUAUUGAAAUCUGUCGCUCUGCAGGAAAUAUUUACUCAAUCCUGAACAGAUUCUCCAGUUUCGCUCCACAUCCCUAAAUCUCCUACUGUCAGAAAAUAACCGGUUAGUGUGUUUUGUUAUAAAGCUUUAUGAACGUAUAUCAGUGUUUUAAUGUUUGAAUCCAAACUAAAAAUUAUGAUUUGCUAAAUUAACACAGUUACUAUAGAAAUAGUUUGUUUACAAGAAGGGUUUCUAUGUUUUAACAAAUUAAAAUCAGAUAAUUAAGAAGGUA
Xiphophorus maculatus (southern platyfish) is the source of this 2569-nucleotide messenger RNA. It is a transcript of the gene rabggtb, whose product is annotated as Rab geranylgeranyltransferase beta subunit. Gene Ontology annotation, molecular function: Rab geranylgeranyltransferase activity. Lineage: Eukaryota; Metazoa; Chordata; Actinopteri; Cyprinodontiformes; Poeciliidae. The coding region runs from base 73 to 1071 and encodes 332 amino acids. The record is from RefSeq and is a predicted model, not a curated record. Gene Ontology annotation, cellular component: Rab-protein geranylgeranyltransferase complex. The transcript is spliced from 9 exons. Gene Ontology annotation, biological process: protein geranylgeranylation.